AGGCCACAUUUGCAGCCCCGCCGCUGGGGCCAAGCAGAUCUGGGUGGGCCUGAAUAGCGGAGGCUCGAGGGGAGGGGCCUAGUCGGGCGGAAUGGGCGUGGCCGAGGGAGGCCCCGCCCUGUCCCGCUUAGACAAUGCCCGGGAGUCGCCAGACCUUCGCGCCCCCGCCCCAUCCUACUGCGCGAGCUCGCCCACCCCAGGACCCCCUCCAGAUCCAAGCCCCCGGUGUCCCUCGCUUGAAAACCAGGACCCUCCACCAACUCCUCUAGGGGUGGGGCUCAGGCCGGCAUCGCCGCGCGGAGGCGGUGGGGGUGCUGGAGACAGGGUGAAGUAAACGCGAGCUCAGAGAGUCCUCAGCUUUGCCGGAAGGGGCGUCUGUGUGGAUGGGAUGGGGACGCCAGGGGAGGGGCUGGGUCGCUGCUCCCAUGCCCUGAUCCGGGGUGUCCCCGGGAGCCUGGCGUCGGGGGAAGGGGCAGGGGCUGGUCUUCCGCCUCUGGAUCUCGCUAAAGCGCAAAGGGAGCACGGGGUGCUGGGGGGUAAACUGAGGCAGCGACUAGGGCUGCAGCUGCUGGAACUGCCCCCUGAAGAAUCGCUGCCGCUGGGGCCCCUGCUUGGCGACACGGCGGUGAUCCAAGGGGACACGGCCCUGAUCACGCGGCCCUGGAGCCCGGCCCGCAGGCCCGAGGUGGAUGGAGUUCGCAAAGCCCUGCAGGAUUUGGGGCUGCGAAUUGUAGAGAUGGGAGAUGAGAACGCGACGCUGGAUGGCACCGACGUUCUCUUCACCGGCCGGGAGUUUUUCGUAGGCCUUUCCAAGUGGACCAAUCAUCGAGGAGCUGAGAUCGUGGCGGACACGUUUCGGGACUUUGCUGUUUCCACUGUGCCAGUCUCCGGCGCCUCCCACUUGCGGGGCCUCUGCGGCAUGGGGGGACCCCGCACAGUGGUGGCUGGUAGCAGUGACGCUUCGCAAAAGGCUGUCAGGGCCAUGGCAGCGCUGACAGAUCACCCCUACGCCUCUCUGACCCUCCCAGAUGACGCAGCUGCUGACUGUCUCUUUCUGCGCCCUGGGUUGCCUGGUGCAUCCCCAUUCCUCUUACAUCGUGGAGGUGGGGACCUGCCCAAUAGCCAAGAGGCACUUCAGAAGCUCUCUGAUGUCACCCUGGUACCUGUGUCCUGCUCAGAACUGGAGAAGGCUGGUGCUGGGCUCAGCUCCCUCUGCCUGGUUCUUAGCACACGCCCUCACAGUUGAAGGGCCAGCCUUGGGGUUCUUUCUGGCCAGGAGUAUGGCCUCAUAGCAAAUAGAAGACGAAGAAGGGUUAGAAGGUAGUGGGUAGACAGUAGUGGGAGAGGUCCCCAGGAAGGGGUUGGGCAUAGUGUGGGACGGGAUAGGCUGAGUCCUCUGGGCUAUCAGAAUCAAUAAAACAGAAUUGACCUUUUA
Messenger RNA from Perognathus longimembris pacificus (Pacific pocket mouse), 1435 nucleotides. RefSeq names its product dimethylarginine dimethylaminohydrolase 2 (gene Ddah2). The transcript has 7 exons. The coding region runs from base 389 to 1246 and encodes 285 amino acids. NCBI's taxonomy places the organism in Eukaryota, Metazoa, Chordata, Mammalia, Rodentia, Heteromyidae. The record is from RefSeq and is a predicted model, not a curated record. Gene Ontology annotation, molecular function: dimethylargininase activity; amino acid binding. Gene Ontology annotation, biological process: positive regulation of nitric oxide biosynthetic process; arginine metabolic process.